CGCGAGCUCCCGGCCGCCGCACAGCAGCCCCGGCUCCCGCCGCCCGCGCAGGCGCCCGCGCCCCGCCGCCGCAGGAAGGAGCCGUCCGCGCCACCCGCACCAUGCCCCGCAUAGACGCGGACCUCAAGCUCGACUUCAAGGAUGUCCUGCUGCGACCCAAGCGGAGCAGCCUCAAGAGCCGAGCCGAGGUGGAUCUCGAGCGCACCUUCACGUUUCGGAACUCAAAGCAGACCUACUCAGGGAUUCCCAUCAUUGUGGCCAACAUGGACACUGUGGGGACAUUUGAGAUGGCAGCUGUGAUGUCACAGCACUCAAUGUUUACAGCAAUUCAUAAGCAUUACACCCUGGAUGACUGGAAGCUCUUUGCCUCAAAUCACCCAGAAUGCCUGCAGCAUGUAGCCGUGAGUUCGGGCAGCGGGCAGAACGAUCUGGAAAAGAUGACCAGCAUCCUGGAAACUGUGCCACAGAUUAAGUUUAUUUGUCUGGAUGUGGCUAACGGGUAUUCGGAACAUUUUGUGGAAUUCGUGAAACUCGUCCGUGCCAAAUUUCCCGAACACACCAUUAUGGCAGGGAACGUGGUAACUGGAGAGAUGGUAGAAGAGCUUAUUCUGUCUGGAGCAGAUAUCAUCAAAGUGGGAGUUGGACCAGGUUCCGUGUGCACCACCCGCACCAAGACAGGGGUGGGCUACCCCCAGCUGAGUGCAGUGAUCGAGUGUGCCGACUCUGCCCACGGCCUGAAGGGGCACAUCAUCUCCGAUGGAGGCUGCACGUGUCCAGGAGAUGUCGCCAAAGCCUUUGGAGCCGGAGCAGAUUUUGUCAUGCUGGGAGGGAUGUUUUCGGGCCAUACCGAAUGCGCAGGAGAACUGAUUGAGAGGAACGGACGGAAGCUCAAGCUCUUCUACGGGAUGAGCUCUGAAACGGCCAUGAAGAAGCACGCUGGAGGAGUGGCCGAGUACAGAGCCUCUGAGGGUAAGACUGUGGAAGUCCCGUACAGAGGAGAUGUAGAAAACACCAUUCUGGAUAUUCUCGGAGGACUGAGGUCUACCUGCACCUAUGUGGGGGCCGCCAAACUCAAAGAGCUCAGCAGGAGGGCAACGUUCAUCCGGGUGACCCAACAGCACAACACCGUGUUCAGCUAACCCCGAGGAUGAGAGGAAGUGACGUCGGCGCGAGUGGACGCUCCCACGCACACCUGCUUUUCCCAUCUCCCUCUAGUCUGGCUGCUCCAAACGGUGGAAUGCUGCAUCCUUCCUCCUCCCUGCUGUGCCUGGAGGCUUUGGGGCUCUCCCUCGUGCCUUCUUGGGGCCCAGACAAUGGGGCCAGUGGUCAGAGCCCAGCCACCUAGAACUCAUAACCUCAUUGUUAAAACCAACACUCGUACCUUUUUCUUUCUCUUUUUCUUCCUCCCUCCCUUUCUUUCUUUUUCUUUCUAUUUUAAAGGAAAACAGUUUCACUUUAAUAUAAUGCUAUUAUCUUAAGACUU
Molecule: messenger RNA, 1483 nt
Organism: Propithecus coquereli (Coquerel's sifaka)
Lineage: Eukaryota; Metazoa; Chordata; Mammalia; Primates; Indriidae
Gene: GMPR
Product: guanosine monophosphate reductase
Exons: 9
Coding region: 102-1139 (345 amino acids)
Biological process (GO): nucleotide metabolic process
Cellular component (GO): GMP reductase complex
Molecular function (GO): GMP reductase activity
Source: RefSeq, a predicted model, not a curated record